AUGAUGAAGUUGCACUCGAUCAUCUUUGUCGUCGUCAUCGCGUUCGCGGCGGCCGUCGCGGCGCAGGGCACAAUCGGAGGCUCGGUGUGGCCGCAGCCGGUGAAUCUGGAGAUGGGGGCCGGCGGCCGCGUCUGGCUCGACGCCCGCCAGGGCGCGAACGUGGACCUGCCCGCGGGCGCCUCGGCCGUGCUCGUCGACGGCGCCAAGCGCUACGCGUCCCUGCCCGGCGCCCUCUUCUUCCCGUUCGGCAGCGCGGCCACGACCCCGUCCGGCGCCGCCCCCUUGACCGUGAGCGUGGCGGUGGCCGACGGCGGACGCAACGCCAACCUGAGCCUCGGCGUCGACGAGUCCUACUCCCUCUCCGCGGGCACCGUGUUCGGAGCCCUCUACGCCCUUGAGUCACUGUCGCAGCUGAUCCAGUGGGACGCCGACGCCUACUUCAUUGAGGGCCUGCCCACCACCAUCACCGACUCCCCGCGUUUCCCCUGGAGGGGUCUCCUGGUCGACACGGCGAGGCACUACCUGCACCCGGACACCAUCAAGAGCGCCAUCGAUGUCUUGGCCUACAACAAGUACAACGUGCUCCAUUGGCAUGUGACCGACGCCCAGUCGUUCCCCAUCGAAUCCAAGAUCUACCCCAAGCUCACCCUGGGCGCCUACAACAAGCGCGCCGUCUACAGCCACGAAGUGGUGCGCGACAUCGUCAGCUACGGAUUCAGCCGCGGAGUUCGCGUCCUGCCAGGCACCCGCCCACCUCCCACAACGAAGUCGUGUAUCGCCACGUUCACCAUUUCAGAGUUCGACAUUCCCGGCCACGCUGCUGGAUUCAGCUUCGGCUACCCCGAGGUUACGGCCAACUGCCCGCGCUACUCCGGCAACAUCAACAACAUCGCCCUCGACGUCUCCAACCCCUUCACGUACGAGCUGCUGAAGGGCUUCCUCGGCGAGAUGGCCGGCCUGUUCAGCGACGACUUCAUGCACCUGGGCGGUGACGAGGUCGUGUUCGGCUGCUGGUUCAACGACCCCAAGAUCGCCCAAUGGGCCGCCUCCAAGGGCUUCAGCAACGGCGCCCAGAUCGAGCAGUAUUUCGAGCAGCAGCUGCAGGCGAUG
Molecule: messenger RNA, 1110 nt
Organism: Acanthamoeba castellanii str. Neff
Lineage: Eukaryota; Discosea; Longamoebia; Acanthamoebidae
Product: glycosyl hydrolase family 20, catalytic domain containing protein
Exons: 10
Biological process (GO): glycosaminoglycan metabolic process; carbohydrate metabolic process
Cellular component (GO): lysosome; membrane
Molecular function (GO): beta-N-acetylhexosaminidase activity
Source: RefSeq, a predicted model, not a curated record